Messenger RNA from Dipodomys spectabilis (banner-tailed kangaroo rat), 1299 nucleotides. It is a transcript of the gene Fbxl15, whose product is annotated as F-box and leucine rich repeat protein 15. Lineage: Eukaryota; Metazoa; Chordata; Mammalia; Rodentia; Heteromyidae. Gene Ontology annotation, molecular function: protein binding. Gene Ontology annotation, biological process: SCF-dependent proteasomal ubiquitin-dependent protein catabolic process. Gene Ontology annotation, cellular component: SCF ubiquitin ligase complex. The coding region runs from base 263 to 1153 and encodes 296 amino acids. The transcript is spliced from 4 exons. The record is from RefSeq and is a predicted model, not a curated record.
AACCAGUCUUCAGCAUUGCUUCUCCAAGACUCAGGCUUCGAACUCUGUGGCUGAAAAGGCGAGAUCUGAUGUUACACCACUAGUGUGUUCUGCCUCCGUUUAGGGGCCCUGCUGGGAAGCUUUCAGAUAGAACCAUUAGUGACACGGCACUCGAUUGAAUCGGUCUGUCUCUACGGUAGAAGAGGCGGGCUCGCCGCAGGCGCUCCAAGGCCAAAGCGAGAUCCUACUGCGCAGGCGCAGUAGAGAAUCGAAGGAGCCACCAAUGGAGCUGUCCGGAGGGGAGCAAGAACCCGGAGCCGUCAGGCUCCUGGACCUGCCCUGGGAAGAUGUGCUGCUCCCACACGUCCUGAACCGCGUCCCGCUGUGCCAGCUGCUCCGGCUGCAGCGCGUCAGCAGGGCCUUCCGGGCGCUAGUGCAGCUGCAUCUGGCCGGGCUGCGCCGUUUUGACGCUGCUCAGGUGGGUCCGCAGAUCCCACGGGCCGCAUUGGUCCGGUUACUUCGGGACACAGAAUUGCUGCAGGAGCUGGCGUUGGCUCCGUGUCACGAAUGGCUAUCGGACGAAGACCUGGUGCCGGUACUGGCGCGGAAUCCGCAGCUGCGGAACGUGUCGCUGGCUGGCUGCGGGCAACUGAGCCGCCAUGCCCUUCGGAUGCUGGCUGGGGGCUGCCCCCGUCUGCAACGCCUGUCGCUUGCGCACUGUGACUGGGUGGACGGGUUGGCGUUACGUGGCCUAGCCGACCGCUGCCCCGCCCUGGAGGAGCUGGAUCUCACUGCCUGCCGGCAGCUCAAGGACGAAGCCAUCGUGUACCUGGCGCAGAGGCGAGGUGCAGGCCUCCGCAGCCUCUCGCUGGCGGUCAACGCCAACGUUGGCGAUGCCGCAGUCCAGGAAUUAGCUCGGAACUGCCCGAAACUAGAGCACCUCGACCUCACUGGCUGCCUCCGAGUAGGAAGCGAUAGCAUCAGGACAUUGGCAGAAUACUGCCCAGCGCUGCGCUCUCUGAGGGUACGGCACUGCCACCAUGUGGCCGAGCCCAGCCUGAGCCGCUUGAGGAAGCGGGGUGUGGACAUCGACGUGGAACCACCACUGCACCAGGCCCUGGUGCUGCUGCAGGACAUGGCAGGCUUCGCACCCUUUGUCAACCUGCAGGUCUGAUACAACCUUCUGCCGGUGGGUGCACAGCUGGACUGUGUGGCUGAGGCCUAACACUGAGCUGUAGGAAAUUAAACUGUGGGGACCUGUUGGAAGAGACCAGUAUCUUGCCUACCCUGAAACUUCAAAUAAAGAGCUUUUUGCCCUCU